Molecule: messenger RNA, 804 nt
Organism: Bipolaris zeicola 26-R-13
Lineage: Eukaryota; Fungi; Ascomycota; Dothideomycetes; Pleosporales; Pleosporaceae
Exons: 2
Coding region: 1-804 (267 amino acids)
Biological process (GO): nucleobase-containing compound metabolic process
Cellular component (GO): mitochondrion; cytoplasm
Molecular function (GO): AMP kinase activity; ATP binding
Source: RefSeq, a predicted model, not a curated record
AUGCACAUACCAAGUUUAGCAAGGGCGGCCAGAAUCAUCCUGGUGGGCGCGCCCGGUGUUGGCAAGGGCACUCAGACGGAGCGCUUGAUGAAGAAAUUCUCCCAACUAUCGGCAAUCAGUUCUGGCGACCUGCUGAGGAAGAAUGUGAGGGAGCGGACUCCUCUCGGCAUCAAGGCCGAGUCGACCAUGAAGUCCGGAAAGCUGGUGCCAGACACAAUGAUCCUGCGCCUGAUUGUGAAUGAACUGACGACGCGGGGAUGGAUACGGGACAAUGCGCUGCGGCCAUAUGCCCUCAACUUCAGUUCCAUGGACAUGGCCGACACUACAGUUGACUCGGUCAUGAUUCCGUCCGAGGUGCGGGCCCCGCGCUACACCUUCUCCAACCACCCCUCGGCAUCCUUCAUCCUCGACGGCUUCCCGCGCACUGCUGUCCAGGCAAUUCAACUCGACAACAUUGUGCCCAUCAACAUGGUCGUCCAUCUCAACACACCUAGUGACAUCAUUAUCGACCGCAUCUGCAAUCGCUGGGUGCACGAACCCUCGGGGCGCGUUUACAACACUACGUUUAAUGCGCCAAAGGUGUCGGGCAAAGACGAUGUCACGGGUGAGCCGCUUACGCGGCGCGCAGACGACGACCCAGAGGUGUGGAAGGCGCGUCUCCGGAGCUUCAAGGAAACCAGCGAGCCUCUGCUUGAGCACUACGACAAGCUGGGCGUGCUGUGGACCGUGAAUGGAAACAGCAGCGACGAGAUAUCCCCCAAGCUCUUCAACGAGUUCGGCAAGCGCUUCGGUGGUGAGCAGUAG